Molecule: messenger RNA, 1005 nt
Organism: Suhomyces tanzawaensis NRRL Y-17324
Lineage: Eukaryota; Fungi; Ascomycota; Pichiomycetes; Serinales; Debaryomycetaceae
Exons: 1
Coding region: 1-1005 (334 amino acids)
Molecular function (GO): dioxygenase activity
Source: RefSeq, a predicted model, not a curated record
AUGAGUAACCCCUUACAAAUCGUUGAUAUCAGCCUGGUGGAUGCUGCCACCGCAGAAGAGCUCUUGAACGCUGCCACUAGCCAGGGUUUCUUGUUCGUGGAAGGCCACGACUUCGAGCAGAGCGAGGUAGAUCAUCUCUUCGAGUUAUCGAGACAAUUCUUCGAACUUCCCUCGGAAUACAAGCAGCAAUACUCAAGAAGCAACUCCAAUCACGGAUAUGUGGACUACGGUGGCGAAAACUUGGAUCCCACCACUCAAAAGCUGGGCGAUCCCAAGGAGGGCCUCAACUUCUCGGGACUUGAUUUCCUCACUGGUUUGACUGAGGAGGACAUUCCCCAAUGGUUCAAGGAUGUGCCUGAGCGUCACGAGUUGGUGGUUUCGACCAUCAAGAAGAUGUAUCAAUUAUCGAUCAAAAUCUUGAGAAUCCUCGCUAUCGGCUUGAAGAUAGAAGACACCAACGAAACCAAAGGCUCGGAGUGGUUCGCAUCCAAAUACGACCCUUCCAAGGCUUCUGGCUCUACGUUCCGUCUUCUCCACUAUCCAGGCCAAAAGAGCUUGAAUCCAGAGGCCGUCAUAAGGGCUGGUGCACACACAGACUACGGUUCGAUGACCCUCUUGUUCCAAAAAGAACACCAAGAGGGCUUGGAAAUAUACUCGCCUGUCUCAAAGGGCUGGGAAGCCGUACCAUACGUGUCGCCCAACACAGCCAAAUACCCCGGAAAGGCGCCACCCAUUGUGGUGAAUAUUGGUGACCAGCUCAGCUACUGGUCAGCUGGGUUGCUCAGAUCUACAAUCCACCGUGUCAAGUUUCCCAAAGCAGUCCAGGAAACUGGUCAAGAUCGAUUGUCGAUUGUGUUUUUUAGCCAUCCUAACGAUGACGCCUUGUUGACUCCAUUCCCCAGCCCAUUGACCAAGGAUAUUAAGGGUAGAGGAGCGAACAAGGAUACAGUUGCCAUAACUGCGAAGCAGCACUUGGAUAAGAGGUUGGCUGCAACUUACAAAUAG